GAAAGCGCGUUAUUCGACGGCUAGUAGUCGAAGAGACGGUGAACGCAGCGUUGGUGAAAAUGAGUACCGUUACAUGCGUCGCACCCAUCAAUAUUGCCGUUAUAAAAUAUUGGGGUAAACGAGAUGAGACUUUAAUCUUGCCUGUGAACGAUUCUAUUAGUAUUACUAUAGAUACAGAUCAUCUCUGUGCGAAGACCACAGUAAUGGCCAGUCCGAAUUUCAAAAAAGAUCGCAUUUGGCUUAAUGGACGGGAAGAGGACAUCAGGAAUUCUAGAUUGCAGAAUUGUUUAAGAGAAAUUAGAAAAAGGGCAGGAGAUUCCAGUCGCAUAGGUGAAUGGAAAAUCCACAUUUGUUCCGAAAACAAUUUUCCUACCGCAGCUGGCCUAGCUUCCAGUGCGGCCGGUUACGCUUGUUUAGUAGCAGCCCUUGCCAAGCUAUUUAACGUACAGGGUGAUAUUACCUCGAUGGCUCGCAUGGGUUCUGGGUCAGCGUGCCGAAGUAUUAUGGGAGGUUUUGUAAAAUGGUUUAUGGGUUCCGAAGCGAAUGGAACGGAUAGUAUAGCGAAACAAAUAGCACCUGCUACUCACUGGCCCGAAAUGCGAGCUUUAAUACUAGUCGUAAACGAUGUAAAGAAAAAGGUAUCGAGCGCGAUUGGCAUGAAGAGGACGAUGAACACAUCUGAUCUACAUUUGUACAGGGUGAAACAUAUCAUCCCUGAUAUGGUGAAGAAAAUGCAACAAGCGAUCAUUGACAAGGAUUUCGAAACGUUUGCCAAAAUCACGAUGAAGGACUCUAAUCAAAUGCAUGCGAUAUGCUUAGACACGUAUCCACCGAUUAUGUACAUGAACGAUGUGUCACAUGCCAUCAUCGAACUCAUCCAUGCCUAUAACGAAGCCGUUAACGAAGUGAAAGUCGCAUAUACUUUUGAUGCAGGACCUAAUGCUACCUUAUAUCUCCUGGAAGAAACUGUGGCAGAUGUUUUAGGAUUAUUACAUCAUUUCUUUCCACCCUUAGAAACUGAUCUUACAAAGUACCACAUGGGAUUGGCUGUCGAAGGAAUUAAAUAUACUAAUGAAUUAUUUGAUAAUAUUAACGUGUCGAAACAUCCUAAUGGGUGUUUGAAAUACAUUAUUCAUACCAAGAUUGGAGAUGGACCUAAAUAUUUGGAAGAUCCCAAGGAUCAUCUACUUAACGAUCAAGGGCUGCCUAUUAAUCAAGCUUAAAUAAAUUAAAUUAUGUCUUUAUUAUUUGUAAAGAGAAUGGUUGUUGUACGAUGGAAAAUAAAUUAUUUUUUA
Messenger RNA from Ceratina calcarata, 1295 nucleotides. It is a transcript of the gene Mvd, whose product is annotated as mevalonate diphosphate decarboxylase. Gene Ontology annotation, molecular function: diphosphomevalonate decarboxylase activity. Lineage: Eukaryota; Metazoa; Arthropoda; Insecta; Hymenoptera; Apidae. The transcript is spliced from 9 exons. Gene Ontology annotation, biological process: isopentenyl diphosphate biosynthetic process, mevalonate pathway; isoprenoid biosynthetic process. Bases 60 to 1223 code for a protein of 387 amino acids. The record is from RefSeq and is a predicted model, not a curated record. Gene Ontology annotation, cellular component: cytosol.